UUUCCAUUCCAUUGCCAAUUUUCUCCAUUUCUGUGACCAAGCAAACGGGACUCAUUUCUCUCUCCCCUUUUUCUUUUAGUUGUAAGUGCUUCUCUCUCCUUCCUUCUUCAAGCUUCCAGCCGCCGGAGGGUGAAACCCAUAAGCUGAAAGCUGCAGAAAAUGGAGUUGACACAAUCUCAGAGGGUUGACUUCAUGGUGGGCGUGACCGUGGCUCUGGUUGCCGUUGGGGCUGGCACUGCCUAUUAUUUCUAUCUCUCCAAUAGGAAACCCAAAGGCUCCUUGGACCCUGAAAAAUUCAAGGAAUUCAAACUUGUUAAACGAACCCAGCUCAGCCGUAAUGUGGCCAAGUUUAGAUUUGCUCUACCUACACCAACUUCUAUUUUGGGACUUCCUAUUGGACAACAUAUGAUUUGCAGAGGGAAAGAUAGUCAGGGUGAAGAUGUUGUCAAACCGUAUACACCAACCACUUUAGAUUCAGAUGUUGGUUACUUUGAACUAGUCAUAAAGAUGUAUCCACAAGGAAGGAUGUCCCACCAUUUUAGGGAAAUGCAGGAAGGUGAUUACUUGGCUGUGAAGGGACCCAAGGGAAGAUUCCAGUACCAACCUGGCCAAGUUAGGGCUUUCGGGAUGCUUGCUGGAGGCACUGGCAUUACUCCUAUGUUCCAGGUUACUAGGGCCAUACUGGAAAACCCCAAGGACAAAACCAAUGUGCAUCUUAUCUAUGCUAAUGUCACAUAUGAAGACAUCCUUUUAAAGGAAGAAUUGGAUAAUCUGGCUUGUAAUUAUCCUAACCGCUUUACUGUCUUCUAUGUUUUGAAUGAGCCGCCUGAAGGAUGGAAUGGUGGAGUUGGGUUCAUAUCUGAGGAAAUGAUUAAAGCUAACUGCCCUGCACCAGCAACCGAUAUUCAGAUACUAAGGUGUGGGCCUCCACCAAUGAACAAAGCGAUGGUUGCUCACCUCAAUGCUCUUGGAUACACUUCUCAGAUGCAGUUCCAGUUUUGAGCCUUUCAUGGAAUUUCUGUUUGUCCAUCCAGUGAUAUUGAUAUCACUUGCGUUAGAGCAUGUUACCCUAUUGUUUUUAGUUGUAGUAGAGAGCCUAACACACUUGGUCUUUGACUUAGAGAGGGCUCAUCUACUGUCGGUACUGCAAAUCAAAAUGGAAUGGCUUUCUUUAGCUCACUAUUUACUGCAGGUUGAUGGGGAUGGACAUUAGACAGUCUGCUGGUAAAACAAGUGCUUUGACCUAAAGCCAUUUUGAUGGCCUUUUUGCGUUUGCUUUCUUUACAGAAUGCUGAAACUGGCCAUUUCAAUUGAAUCCAAUUCGAACUAUUUAUAUCCUC
This is a messenger RNA of Diospyros lotus (date-plum), 1340 nucleotides long. Its product is annotated as NADH--cytochrome b5 reductase 1-like. The record is from RefSeq and is a predicted model, not a curated record. The transcript is spliced from 9 exons. Lineage: Eukaryota; Viridiplantae; Streptophyta; Magnoliopsida; Ericales; Ebenaceae. The coding region runs from base 160 to 1002 and encodes 280 amino acids. Gene Ontology annotation, biological process: electron transport chain. Gene Ontology annotation, molecular function: cytochrome-b5 reductase activity, acting on NAD(P)H.